Molecule: messenger RNA, 1329 nt
Organism: Colletotrichum karsti
Lineage: Eukaryota; Fungi; Ascomycota; Sordariomycetes; Glomerellales; Glomerellaceae
Exons: 1
Coding region: 1-1329 (442 amino acids)
Source: RefSeq, a predicted model, not a curated record
AUGUCUGAGACGUUCAUACCUCUUCGAUCGCGUGAGAUCAGGCGAUACCUCCCUGGCAAGCUAUUGAAGCUGUACCCGUACACCCCAGCCGAUCCCCACGGUAGCAAUGACUACCCCGAAAACGAUCUGCCGGUCGACCUCCAGCCCGGUUGGGUCCGCGGAUUCGACCCGACGAAUGUGUUCGACCCCGACAUCGUUCUCAAGGUGGACCAGCAGCUUGCAACAGGCUACGACAGGCAGUCUCAAGUCACCCUCUGCUCGUUCGUCAAAACCCCUUCUCAACAUGACGACGACAAACAUGCACCCCGUCGAGGAAAAGCCUACCCAACACAGGUUGUUGCCAAAUCGUUCGACGCUGCCUUGUACAGCGACUUUUACGGAAUCAGUCACGACCAGCGAGCAGACUCCGACCUCAGCAUCGAACACGCUGCGUACAACCAUAUGUACGGCAGGGGAUUGACCGGCUAUCCCCACCUCACGCCAGAGUACUACGGCACGUACGUUGCGGUGUUCGACCUCGGCGUGGAUUAUUCUGGACGUCGACGGUACCGAUGCUCCGGCGUGGUUCUGAUGCAGUACAUCCCCGGCAUCUCCGUUGAGAACCUCUGCAAUCGCCCCAACGGCACGGAGCUAGCGCCCCCUAGAAUGCACCCGUUUAAAGGAGCAAGCGACGAUCGUGAAGUGUUCCUGGAUGACGAUUUCAGAAAGGAUGUUAUCCGACAGUUCCUUGACGGCGCGGUCCGCAUGUUGCACGUGGGAAUAGAACACGAUUCUGCUGAACCGCGCAAUUUGUUCGUCACGAUGAUGAAUGACGACGAAGACUUGGAUGCGCCGUGGGUCGUCAUCAUCGACUACACCCUCACCCAAGUACUGCGAUUUACCAAGGAGGGACGGGAAGACCCGGACGAUCCUGUCCAGGGUAUAGAGAAGCUUCCACUCCCUCCUCAUCCCUGGGAGAGGUUCAGCUUCACGGCGUUGGGAAAAUUCGUUGGAUGGUACCCUUUCUCCCGCUACUACAACCUCAGAACGAACAAAUACGAAGAGAAGCCAAUCUUUGCGAAGGAGAUCGUUUGGUGCAAGCAAGGUCGACCGGUCAACUGGGAUGAAGCAAGCGAAGAGCAAAGGAAAGAGUUCAGGCAGGUUCCGAGCUUCGUCUACAACAAGAACGGCAAAAAGGUUGUCGAGGCUGAGAAGGAAUUCGAUGCUUGGCUCAUUGAUACUUUUGACCCCAUUGUGGAAGGAUCGGAAGUCGGCGGUAACUACUCUACCUUCGAAACGCUGCGACGAAUCGAAGAUGCAGAUCAGAAGCCAGAGACUGAUCAACUGUGA